UCUGGACUCGCCUACUUAGGGAUUGCCUUGUUGGUUUGCGGAAAUCAACCGGCCGUCUCGCCUCUCCAAAUUUUAUCCAGUCACAUCGAAGAUUCUCAGGCGCCAAUGAGCUCCGCGCCUGACAGGGAGCGAGCGGAGUGAGCGGGCGUGGCUUAAGGGAGGACCACGCCCUUCUCUGUGACUCCACCUUUGGCCUCCUAGCGUUUUCCAACGAUGGUGUCCCCAGGAGAUCAAAACUUCUGCGUCACAGCUGGGGACUGGCUUCGUGGUCCCUGAUGGGAGAGCAUGAACAGGUGGUAUGCGGUAGUGAAUCGGGUGACUGGAGGGGUGUUAGAUUGACAGAACAAGGGGCAGGGCUAAUAGCAAUGGUUACACCCCCAAGCUCGAAAAAUUCUCUGGCGAAGCGGAAAGCAGAAGAUUCAGUUGGGGUUGGGGUGGGGGGCAGGCACGGUUGGGGACCUUCUGGUGGUGAAGCUCAGAAAUGCCUCUUUGCUUUCCCGCUCUAAUCGUCUAGGGUAUCUGUGGUCCUCAGUGACCCUCUUUUGGCUGGCCUAUCCCAGGACUCUGACUACUGUGUCUCUCAUCUCUGCUCACCUCCCUCACUCUCCAUCACAACUUGGCCUGCUAAGGAGAGGGGGCCCUCCUCAGACAAGGCUUUGGACUGUAUGACCCACUGGUUCAGGAGUUUGGAGCCUGAGAUCAUCACUACUGCUUCCGAACAAGCAGGGAAGUCUGGGGCCUGGCAGAAGGAGUGGGACUCAGAACCUCAGCCUCAUGAGGCUACGUCCUACUCCAGCUCAGACUUGGGCAAGGACCAUUAUCAUGACCAGGACCUUGUGAAGAGGAACCACAGCAUAGCCAAGAAGUCCCUGGAGCCGAACUCUGCCAAAGUAAAAGUUAAGAACACCAUGCUAAUUUCUGACUCUCAGAAGCUCUUGAGAUGUGAACUGGAGUCUCUCAGGACCCAGCUGCAGGCUCAGAGCAAGGCUUUUGAGUUCCUGAAUCACUCGGUGACUAUGCUGGAGAAGGAGAGCUGCCUACAACAGAUUAAGAUCCAGCAGCUUGAAGAAGUGCUGAGCCCUACGAGCCGUCAAGGAGAGAAGGAUGGCCGUAAGAGGAGCACAGAGCACGGCCUCCAGGAGCUGUAUGGGGCCCUGGCUCAAGGCCUGCAGGGGUUGCAGAAGACACUGAAGGAAGGCGAGGAGCUGCAACGGAGCCGAACCACUCGCUGCCUGCAGCUGUUGGCUCAGGAGAUCCGAGACAGCAAGAAGUUCCUGUGGGAGGAACUGGAGCUGGUGCGGGAAGAGGUGACUUUCAUCUAUCAGAAGCUCCAGGACCAGGAGGAUGAGAUCUCAGAGAAUCUCCUGAAUAUCCAGAAGAUGCAGAAAACACAGGUGAAAUGCCGCAAGGUUCUGACCAAGAUGAAGCAGCAGGAGUGUGAUUUAUCUUCAUGGCCAGAGGCUGAGGGGGUGCCCGCAGAAGGCAGUGGUUGCUGUAAGGAUGACCUCCAGAGGGAGCUGGGUGACAUAUGGUCUGCUGUUCACAGUCUGCAGAGCUCCAUCGACUGUCUUGCUUUGUCCAUGGGCGCCAGACCCAGGGCCUCCAGUCUCAGGGACCAGAAAGGACACCAGUGCCAGAGUUCUCAGUGCCCAUCCUGGGACUCGGAUUCUGACUGGGAGAGACCUUUCAGCAAGAGUGGAUCCUAUCCUCCUGGUACAGACCCUACUCAGCCCCUCUUUAUCCCUUAUCAUCUGGCCCACUUGUGACUCCCACAGUGUAAACCUUGAGGCUGGCACUCUGUCUGGGCAUUUGGUCCCUGAGUUCUCCUGGUUCAAACCAGACCACGACCUACCUUCUCUCCCUGUAGCUUGAGCAGCUGGGACUGCUUGCCCUGAAGACCCCUCCAGAGAGAAAAUAAACUAGCUGAGACCCUCCUCCUUCCUGGACUUUUGCACCUGCUGGUUCAAGAGUCUGGGAUCCUCCCCAUGCCAACCCCAAAUAACUAUAAUCU
Mastomys coucha (southern multimammate mouse) is the source of this 2011-nucleotide messenger RNA. RefSeq names its product coiled-coil domain containing 159 (gene Ccdc159). Bases 666 to 1766 code for a protein of 366 amino acids. The record is from RefSeq and is a predicted model, not a curated record. NCBI's taxonomy places the organism in Eukaryota, Metazoa, Chordata, Mammalia, Rodentia, Muridae. The transcript has 12 exons.